GUACAGAUUUAGUGUUUAGUAUAUUUUUUGUUGAUUUGGCGUGGCUGCAUUUAUUUUGACAGAUAUAUUUUUUUUGUGAGACGAGCAGAAGCUGUGUUAGCUGUUAGCUGUUAGCCUGAGUAACUCGGGCUGCUGCGGACGGCCGAGCCGGAGAGCUGCUGUGAAGAAACCCCAGAGUCAAGAUGUUUGAAGUCAUGUUUGACCUGCCGGUGGAAAAACAGAUCUUUUAUGCUGUUUUGUUAUUUUCGUGGACGGUGUAUCUUUGGGAGGCAUACCUGUCCUACAGACAGAGGAGGAUAUAUAGAUCGACCACACACGUCCCGCAGGAGCUCGGCAAGAUCAUGGAUCCCGAAACUUUUGAGAAGUCGCGCCUUUAUCAACUAGAUAAAAGCAAUUUUAGCUUUUGGUCUGGACUUUAUUCUGAGACUGAAGGGACGCUGAUCCUGCUGCUGGGUGGAAUCCCGUUUCUGUGGGACGUCGCCGGUUCUGCGACGGCUCGAUUUGGGUUCGCUCCAGAAUACGAGAUCACCCAGUCCUUGGUGUUUCUGACCCUUGCCACUCUGUUCAGCGCCGUAACUGGACUUCCCUGGACCUUGUACAACACGUUUGUGAUCGAGGAGAAGCACGGCUUUAACCAGCAGACACUGGGGUUCUUCUUCAAAGACGCUGUGAAGAAGUUUUUAGUGACUCAGUGUAUCCUGUUGCCUGUGACCUCACUGCUCCUGUACAUCAUAAAGAUCGGUGGAGACUACUUCUUCAUCUAUGCUUGGCUGUUUACCCUGGCUGUUUCUCUGGUACUUGUGACCAUCUAUGCUGAUUACAUUGCACCCCUAUUUGACAAAUUCACUCCAUUACCAGAAGGAGAGUUAAAAUCUGCGAUUGAAGCUAUGGCCAAAAGUAUAAGCUUCCCUCUCACAAAGGUGUAUGUAGUUGAAGGUUCCAAGCGAUCGUCACACAGCAACGCAUACUUUUAUGGCUUCUUCAAGAACAAACGCAUCGUGCUGUUCGACACUUUGCUGGAAGACUAUUCGCCUCUCAACAAACCUGGAGAAGCGCAGUCUGAGCAGCCGGAGAAUGACGAGACAUCCAGCGAGUCAAAAGCCAAGCCCAAGAACAAGAAACAAGGAUGCAACAACCCAGAGAUCCUUGCUGUUUUGGGUCAUGAGCUUGGCCACUGGAAGCUGGGUCAUACUGUCAAGAACAUUGUCAUCAGUCAG
This is a messenger RNA of Nematolebias whitei (Rio pearlfish), 1217 nucleotides long. It is a transcript of the gene zmpste24, whose product is annotated as zinc metallopeptidase, STE24 homolog. The record is from RefSeq and is a predicted model, not a curated record. Gene Ontology annotation, biological process: CAAX-box protein processing. Gene Ontology annotation, cellular component: endoplasmic reticulum membrane. Lineage: Eukaryota; Metazoa; Chordata; Actinopteri; Cyprinodontiformes; Rivulidae. Gene Ontology annotation, molecular function: metalloendopeptidase activity.